UUUCGAUUGGACGUUUGAUACAUUUCCUGUUUUUUUUUUCUAGAAAAAGAGUCUUAAAUGAAACCUUAGGUAGUACCUGUCGCCGUGGCACUGAUCAGAUAUCCAGAUUCCCUCCACUGGAGCAGCACGGAAACAAGCUGAAAGAAUGAGAGUAGCAGGGUUUGUGAAGCUUUUUGUGGUGGUUAUAGGAUUUCUAUUGGCAUUUUAUGUUGCUUCUCAAGUUUUUGAAUUCAAAAUGGAUGCCAGUUUAGGAAAUGUGUUCGCAAGGUCAGCAGCGUCAAAUUCACAUCCUACAAAACCGCCAAAGUAUAAAUGUGGGCUUUCAAAACCCUGUCCGGAGAAGCAUUUUGCAUUCAAAAUGGCAAGUGGGGCAGCAAGUGUUGUUGGGCCAAAGAUGUGCUUGGAAGAUCGUGUGUUGAUGAGUGGUGUUAAGAACAAUGUUGGAAGAGGAUUGAAUAUAGCUUUAGUAAAUGGUAAAACUGGAGAAUUAGUGGAUACAAAGUUUUAUGACAUGUGGGGGGGAGACGUGAAUCCUUUAAUCGAGUUUCUCAAGACCAUCCAGGAUGGGACAGUUGUAUUAAUUGCCUCCUUUGAUGAUGGUGCAACUAAACUUAAUGAUGAAGCACGGAAACUUCUCGGUGAAUUAGGAAGUACAACUAUUGCCACCCUUGGCUUUCGGGAUAACUGGAUUUUUGUUGGAGGAAAAGGAAUUAAAACAAAGAGCCCAUUUGAACAGCACAUCAAGAAUAACAAGGAUACCAAUAAAUAUGAAGGCUGGCCCGAGGUCUUGGAAAUGGAAGGAUGCAUCCCCCAGAAAUCCGAUUAAAUUACAAAUAUAAGAUUAUAUCUUGUAUAUUUAUGUAGACUGGGUAUGGGAUUAGGUAUUAUUAAUGCUUGCAGCAAUCCUUUACUGCAAAGGUUUUAACCAAAUGCAUGAACGUUGCUGUGACAGUUCUGAGCGUUUUUCCAUGUAGGAUCAGAAAUAAUCAAGACCUUAACCCAACACGACUACAUGACUUUAUCUAACUUUUUAAUUGUUUUUAUUUUAAUUCUCUUUAUAUGUUUUAAUCUGUGAUCAAACUUUGCAAAAGUGUGUAGCAAUCUUACUUUAGCUAAAAAUAAAAAUAAAAUAAAAAGUUUAAAAUUUAAUAUAUAACUUUAAAGCAAUGUAUCUGUAUAACAUAACUAUAGAUAGAGGGGGCUGUAACAUUUUGAACACAAAUACAGGUAAAGUACCAAGCUAGGAAUUGGCCAGGCAGUGUGAUUUCCUAAUUGCUACUGUACCUGUGUUCCUCUGACAAAACCGCUAAAGACCUGCCAUCUGCUAAAUGGCUAUUCACUUCAGUAGCAAUAACAAAGACUUGGAACCAAGUGGGUUAAAGCUUGUGUGCAUUUUGGGGGGGAGAAUCUGAGUGAUGUAAACAAUUCACAAUGUUUAUCAGUUAUGUUAAUGAUGGUGCAAAAUUAACAUAUUUUUUUAAUAUGUUCCAUCUUCUAUUUUUUAUACUGUGUGUUUUGUAUUGUUUACGUUUAGGACAGUCAUGGUAGCCCAGUAUCUGUAAAGUUUAUUUUUGUUUGUUAUAUUUCCUUCAGUGUCAUCCACUGGUACUCCACUGGGAAAGGAAUAAGUCUCUUCUUGCAUGGCAGCUGCAUUAGCCCUGAUUAGGCUUGUACUGGGGAAACCCUGUAAGGGAUUAAACUGCAUUUCUUGAGGUGCUGCAAGAGAAGGAAGACCCCUAAACACACUAUUUUUACAUGUUUUUGUCAGCACUAUUCAUAAAACUUACUUUAUAUGUUUUCCAAAUAUUAAGACUUCUCAAUUGUAUUGUUUUAUUAAAAUAGACAGGGUGUGAAUUAGAGUUGACUGGAAUAAAAUCAUGUUAAUAUGCAAUUUAA
Messenger RNA from Polyodon spathula (Mississippi paddlefish), 1896 nucleotides. Its product is annotated as protein FAM3C-like. Lineage: Eukaryota; Metazoa; Chordata; Actinopteri; Acipenseriformes; Polyodontidae. The transcript has 10 exons. The record is from RefSeq and is a predicted model, not a curated record. The coding region runs from base 146 to 826 and encodes 226 amino acids.